CUACCAUUUCCAAGCACACAAAAUAAAUACCAUCUACUAUUUCCUCGUAUUUGACUGGAGAGACAAAUUUUGGUCUCUGGCGUCGUAUUGAUCUCCACGACCGUCGACGAAGCUGCCUUAAACACGGCGACAAUGAACAAUCUUAGGGUUUUCUUCUUCGCUCUCCUCCUUAUCGCUUCUCCCCUCCUUCAAGUGACUAGGUGUCAAUCAGAUUCUGAAGCAGACGUCACAGAGUCUGCCGAAGAAGUAAGUGAUCUUGGUAUUGUUGGUGAGGAUGCCCAGUAUUUUGGCGAUGGAAAUUUUAGCCCUGCUCCAGGAGUUGAUUCCGUCUGUGUUUUCCCCAAAAACAGUGCACGUUUGGUGCUAACUGGUGAAGAUACUGAACUCCUUGUCGGACUCAAGAAUGAUGGGGAGUCAAGCAUAAAUGUCAUUGCAAUUAAAGGCAGUGUUCAUCUUCCAUUUGAUCAUCAUCUACUUGUUCAAAAUCUCACUGCUCAGGCCUUCAACAAUGCAACUGUUCCUGCCUCAACACAGGCAACAUUCCCAUACACUUUUGCAGUCAGCAAGUACUUGCAGCCUGGAAGCUUUGAUCUUGUGGGCACCAUUUUUUAUGAGAUAGACCAGCAUCCAUAUCAGAGCACCUUCUACAAUGGUACCAUUGAAGUUGUCGAGUCUGGUGGCUUCCUCAGCGUCGAGUCAGUUUUCCUGGUUACCCUUGGAUUUGCCCUUCUUGUACUUCUUGGUCUAUGGAUUCAUGGUCAAAUACAGAACCUUUCUAAGAAAACUAAGAGGGCUCCUAAGGUGGAAACUGGAACUGGGACUAGGGAUGUCUCAAUGGAUGAAUGGCUUCAGGGAACUGCGUACACUCAGUCGUUGUCCAGCAAAUCUAAGAAGAAGAAGUAGAUGUGUCAGUAGCUGAGUCAGCUGAACAAGGCAAGGCACUGCACAAACCUGUAACUCACGCUUAGGGUAUUUGAGAGCUCAUAAGUUGAUGUAGUUACCGAAAUUUAGUCCAGAAAGAUAUGUUUCUCUGUUGUAGCAUGUGAAAGAAAUUUGUUUACAUUUUUUUAAAAAAAAAAAAACGUGAAUUUUGGAAGUUGAGCCUUUUUGAGGAUGACUAACUUCAUCUGAGGUAGGAAAAGGAUAGAUAUGAUUUUCUUGAACCUUUAUAAAUUUCUUAUUUGAAA
Messenger RNA from Manihot esculenta (cassava), 1187 nucleotides. RefSeq names its product translocon-associated protein subunit alpha. The coding region runs from base 133 to 903 and encodes 256 amino acids. Gene Ontology annotation, cellular component: endoplasmic reticulum; endoplasmic reticulum membrane. The record is from RefSeq and is a predicted model, not a curated record. The transcript is spliced from 8 exons. NCBI's taxonomy places the organism in Eukaryota, Viridiplantae, Streptophyta, Magnoliopsida, Malpighiales, Euphorbiaceae.